AUGUUCAAGCUAUCGCUCUGCCUUAUCGCCGCUCUGCUGGUCUGCGCCCAGGCCGACCACAUCGACAAGGAUGCUCAAAUUUUGAGCGAAAGGAAUGAUCCCGCCGAUCCGGAGGGCAACUAUGCGUAUUCAUACGAAACAAGCAAUGGCAUCCAAACCCAGGAAGCUGGCAAUGUUAAUGGUGCCAGCGGCUCUUACCGCUACACUUCCCCCGAUGGCCAAGUGAUCACUCUGACCUACACAGCCGACGACAAUGGAUUCCACCCAACUGGCGAUCAUUUGCCCACAGCCCCACCAGUUCCCGAUCAUGUUGUGAGGCUGUUGGAAUAUAUUGCAACGCAUCCAAGCAAGCAGUAG
Molecule: messenger RNA, 357 nt
Organism: Drosophila hydei
Lineage: Eukaryota; Metazoa; Arthropoda; Insecta; Diptera; Drosophilidae
Gene: Cpr78Cc
Product: pupal cuticle protein Edg-78E
Exons: 2
Coding region: 1-357 (118 amino acids)
Cellular component (GO): chitin-based extracellular matrix
Molecular function (GO): structural constituent of chitin-based larval cuticle
Source: RefSeq, a predicted model, not a curated record